AUGCUAUACUUUAGAUAUCUUGGUACUAUGCAGAUUAACAUGCAGUUUACUCGAAAACUUUCUUCUCUUGCCAAGCAUUUUGAUACUUACUCGAAAUUUCAACCGACACCGGUAACUGUAAAAAGUCUCAUUGAUUUUGCCGUCGAUGGCGAUAUGAAACAAUCGUACAAAUUCUUACGCGUAGAACUACUUGUACGAUGGUCACAUAUGCGAAAGGAAAUGAAUUUGAUACCAGGAAGAUUAUUGGAAAUGCCAAGUUUUAAAUUAGCGAAUUCACUCUAUGACCAAAGUUUUACAGAAGUCUUAGCUUUUAAAGAUGCGGAACCCGAUGCUACAACACUUCGCAAGUUUACGGAAACUUUAGUGGAUAUUCGUCGUCGACAUGCGAAUAUCGUUCCAACUUUAGCUCGAGCUUAUAUGGAAUUGGACAAAGCAGGACCGAUCGAUUUAAUCGAAAAAAAUCGUUUGCAAUACUUCUAUGAUCGAUUUUUUAUGAAUCGUAUUGGUAUACGAACAUUGAUUUAUCAACAUACUCUGCUGUUUGGAAAUGAAUUUCCUCAGCAUCCACAACAAGCGGGCAUAAUCGAUCCUUAUUGUGAUGUUGCCGGUGUCGUUCGAGAUGCGUAUGCAACAGCCAAGAUUUUAUUCGAAAAAUCAUCCUAUCCUGUUCCACCAGUCGAAAUAUCUACUCAUACUGUGCAUGAAAAUGAAAAAGAUCGUGUCACCAUUGUUUAUAUUCCGGCACAUAUCUAUCACAUUGUAUUUGAAUUACUGAAAAACUCACUUCGGGCAACUGUUGAACGACACGGUCAGGAUGCUAAACAAUAUCCACCGGUGAAAGUUCGAAUUGUGAAAGGUCAUGAGGAUUUAACCAUACAAAUAGCUGAUCGAGGUGGUGGUGUUCCUCGUUCAAAGAUAUCCGAACUGUUCCAUUAUAUGUAUUCAACAGCACCGAAACCGAAUUCUGAUUUUGCUAUCGACGGGAAAGGAACACCUAUAGCUGGUCUUGGUUAUGGCUUACCUAUUGCUCGUCUUUACGCGAAAUACUUUCAAGGAAAUCUCGCUUUAUCGUCAGUUGAAGGUCUUGGCACGUGGGCGUACAUAUCAAUCAAGGCAGCAGCGGAAAAUGCCAGUGAAUUGCUACCAAUAUUCAGUAAAAUCCGAUAUUCAUACACAACGAAAAAAGGAUCGGAUUGGACAAAGAAAUAA
This is a messenger RNA of Adineta ricciae, 1209 nucleotides long. NCBI's taxonomy places the organism in Eukaryota, Metazoa, Rotifera, Eurotatoria, Adinetida, Adinetidae. The record is from the annotation of a GenBank genome assembly.